AUAGUUUUAGCUGAAUUUUGGGACAGGGCCACUGCUUCACCAAGGUCUGAUACUAGUGAUAACCACAGUGGAAGGCUGCAGUUCCAGGUAAGUGUUUCUAGUGCCAAACUUAAAAGAAGAAAGAACUGGUUCGGAACAGCAAUAUAUACAGAAGUAAUUGUAGAUGGAGAAAUUAGGAAAACAGCAAAAUCCAGUAGUUCUUCUAAUCCAAAAUGGGAUGAACAGCUAACUGUAAAUGUUAUGCCACAGACUACAUUGGAAUAUCGAGUUUGGAGUCAUCACAAUUUAAAAGCUUAAUUAGGAAAUGCAACGAUAGAUUUGAAACAAGCUCUAUUGAUACACAAUAGAAAAUUGGAAAGAGUGAAAGAACAAUUAAAACUUUCCUUGGAAAACAAGAAUGGCAUAGCACAAACUGGUGAAUUGACAGUUGUGCUUGAUGGAUUGGUGAUUGAGCAAGAAAAUAUAACAAACUGCAGCUCAUCUCCAACCAUAGAAAUACAGCAAAAUGGUGAUGCCUUACAUGAAAAUGGAGAGCCUUCAGCAACGACAACUGCCAGGUUGGCUGCUAAAGGCACGAAUGGAAUAGAUAAUCAUGUACCUACAAGCACUCUAGUCCAAAACUCAUGCUGCUCGUAUGUAGUUAAUGGAGACAACAUACCUUCAUCUCCGUCUCAGGUUGCUGCCAGACCCAAAAAUACACCAGCUCCAAAACCACUCACAUCUGAGCCUGCCGAUGACACUGUUAAUGGAGAAUCAUCCUUAUUUGCACCAACUGAUAAUGCUUCUGUCAUGGGUAUUCCGGCAGUGUCUGAAGAAAAUGCCUUGUCUCCAAAUUGCACUAGUACUACUGUUGAAGAUCCUCCAGUUCAAGAAAUACUGACUUCCUCAGAAAACAAUGAAUGUAUUCCUUCUACCACUGCAGAAUUGGGAUCUGAAUCUAGAAGUAUAUUAGACCCUGACACCUCUAACUCUGGAAGUAGUUCUGCUUUUGAAGCUGCCAAAUCAAGACAGCCAGGUGGGUGUAUGGAUCCUGUAGAGCAGGAGUCUGGGAAUGCCAACACAGAAACCUUGACAUCAGAGUGGGAACAAAGAAAAUAUCCUCAUGGUAGAACCUAUUAUGUGGAUCACAAUACUCGAACUACCACAUGGGAGAGACCACAACCUUUACCUUCAGGUGGGGAAAGAAGAGUUGAUGAUUGUGGAAGAGUUUAUUAUGUGGAUCAUAACACCAGAACAACAACGUGGCAGCAGCCUACCAUGGAAUCGGUCAGAAAUUUUGAACAGUGGCAAUCUCAGCGGAACCAACUGCAGGGAGCUAUGCAACAGUUUAACCAACGAUACCUCUAUUCGGCUUCAAUGUUAGCUGCAGAAAAUGACCCUUAUGGACCUUUGCCACCAGGCUGGGAAAAAAGAGUGGAUUCAACAGACAGGGUUUACUUUGUGAAUCAUAAUACAAAAACAACCCAGUGGGAAGAUCUAAGAACUCAAGGCUUACAGAAUGAAGAACCUCUGCCAGAAGGCUGGGAAAUUAGAUAUACUCGUGAAGGUGUAAGGUACUUUGUUAAUCAUAACGCAAGAACAACAACAUUCAAAGAUCCUCGCAAUGGGAAGUCAUCUGUAACUAAAGGUGGUCCACAAAUUGAUUAUGAACACAGCUUUAGGCGGAAACUUGCUCACUUCCAUUAUUUGUGCCAGUCUAAUGCACUACCCAGUCACGUAGAGAUCAAUGUGUCCCGGCAGACAUUGUUUGAAGAUUCCUUCCAACAGAUUAUGGCAUUAAAACCUUAUGACUUGAGGAGGUGCUUAUAUGUAAUAUUUAGAGGAGAAGAAGGACUUGAUUAUGGUGGCCUAGCAAGAGAAUGGCUUUUCUUGCUUUCACAUGAAGUUUUGAACACAAUGUAUUGCUUAUUUGAGUAUGCAGGGAAGAACAACUAUUGCCUGCAGAUAAAUCCAGCAUCAACCAUUAAUCCAGACCAUCUUUCAUACUUCUGUUUCAUUGGUCGUUUUAUUGCCACGGCACUAUUUCAUGGAAAGUUUAUCGACACUGAUUUCUCUUUACCAUUCUACAAGCGUAUGUUAAGUGAAAAACUUACUAUUAAGGAUUUGGAAUCUAUUGAUACUGAAUUUUAUAACUCCCUUAUCUGGAUAAGAGAUAACAACAUUGAAGAAUGUGGCUUAGAACCGUACUUUUCUGUUGACAUGGAGAGUUGGGGAAAAGUUACCUUACAUGACCCAAAGUUGGGAGUUUCCCAUAUUCUGGUGACUGAGGAGAACAAAGAUGAAUAUAUUGGUUUAAUGACAGAAUGGCAUUUUUCUCGAGGAGUACAAGAACAGACCAAAACUUUCCUUGAUGGUUUUAAUGGAGUUGUUCCUCGUCAGUGGCUACAGUACUUGGAUGAAAAAGAUUUAGAGGUUAUGUUGUGAGGCACGCAGGAGGCUGACUUGGCAGAUUGGCAGAGAAAUACUCUUUAUCAACAUUAUACAAGAAACAGCAAGCAAAUCAUUCGGUUUCGGCAGUUUGUGAAAGAGACAGACAAUGAAGUAAGAAUGCUACUAUCGCAGUUCGUCACUGGAACCUGCCGUUUAUCUCUAGGAGGAUUUGCUGAGCUCAUGGGAAGUAAUGGGACUCAAAAGUUUUGCAUUGAAAAAGUUGGCAAAGACACUUGGUUACCAAGAAGCCAUACGUGUUUUAAUCUCUUGGAUCUACCACCAUAUAAGAUUUACAAACAACUAAAGGAAAAACUUCUUUUUGCAAUAGAAGAGACAGAGGGAUUUGGACAAGAAUGAAUGUGGCUUCUUAUUUUGGAGGAGCUCUUGCAUUUAAAAACCCCGACCAAGAAAAAUUGCACAGAUAGUGUAUAUAAGCUGUUCACUCCGUACAGUGAAUUUUCCGAACCUCUCAAAGUAUGUUUUCCAUUCUUCCACAGAAAUAUGCAAAACAUAUAUCAUCCUUUUCUACUUUAUUUAUUGUUCCCUUGAAAUGAUUGACCAGGAAAAAGAUCAUCCUUAAAUUUUGAAGCAAGUG
This is a messenger RNA of Pongo pygmaeus (Bornean orangutan), 3025 nucleotides long. Its product is annotated as NEDD4-like E3 ubiquitin-protein ligase WWP1. Gene Ontology annotation, molecular function: ubiquitin protein ligase activity; protein binding. The annotation marks the transcript as partial. The record is from RefSeq and is a predicted model, not a curated record. Gene Ontology annotation, biological process: proteasome-mediated ubiquitin-dependent protein catabolic process; protein ubiquitination. The transcript has a single exon. Gene Ontology annotation, cellular component: cytoplasm. Lineage: Eukaryota; Metazoa; Chordata; Mammalia; Primates; Hominidae.